This is a messenger RNA of Cynara cardunculus var. scolymus (artichoke), 1927 nucleotides long. RefSeq names its product F-box protein At4g09920-like. The transcript has 3 exons. The coding region runs from base 410 to 1696 and encodes 428 amino acids. Gene Ontology annotation, molecular function: protein binding. NCBI's taxonomy places the organism in Eukaryota, Viridiplantae, Streptophyta, Magnoliopsida, Asterales, Asteraceae. The record is from RefSeq and is a predicted model, not a curated record.
GCAGAAAAGUCUGUUAUUGAAGCAAUUUACAGAGUUUCAGCACUUCCAUUUGGGAUCUUACUGUAACAUGCUUUGAGCUUUUGAAGCUUCCUGCCGAUUCACCACCUCGUAAACCUAGCAUCGGAUUUUAACGUAAGCGAUUCCAGUUGCUUAUAAAUUUUACUUGAUCUACUUUCAUAUCCUGAUUGCUUUUAUUGUUCAUCGUUGCAGCUCAGAAUUCUCGAUUCAUCAGGUUUGCAUCAUCAAACCCUAAUUUAUUUUUUAAACACAAAAUCUGCUUUCAACUGACGGUUUACUUUCACAAUUUUUCCUUGUAAUUGAAAUGGAUACGGAAAACUGUAUCAGAAAUAGCUAGAUCGUUCUUGAGAUGAUUCUGAAAUUUGUUUGUUUUAAUUUUUAGCAAGUGACUAUGAGUUCCACAAUCGAGAAUGUCGAUAGGGUUAGCAGCUUGCCUGAAGAGGUUGUUUCACACAUACUCUCUCAAAUGCCUAUGAAAUUCGCAGUGCGAACUAGCAUUUUGUCGAAAAGAUGGAGAUACAGUUGGACAUUGGUCCACAACCUUGACUUUGAUGAUUUUCACCCUGUCUAUGGUUUGGAUUGCUUUUCGAAAUUUGUAGAUGGAGUGCUGGAGCUUUGCAAAACACCUGAAGUUAUAUUAUUCAGGUUGUGCUUUUCGGAAAUUUGGGUUCGAAGGUCAAGUGCAUCAAAGUGGAUUAAUGAAGCAGUUAGGUUAAACGUUCGUGAGCUCGAUAUACAAGUUAUCCUGCUAGAGUUGCCUAUCAGCCUGUUCACUUGCAAGACACUCACAAAAUUAAGAUUAGAUUGUGGUGUCUUUGAUUUGGAUGUUUGGAACUGUCCAUCUCCUGUUGCCCUUCCUUGUCUGAAAACCCUCGACAUUGCUGUCUCUAGAGAACCUUCUGCCAGUGCAUUCAAACUCAUCCAUGGCUGCCCAGUACUUGAAAGUUUAUCCCUGCAAGUAUUAUGGCGCAACGAUGAAGAAGAGUACAAUUUCAAUAUCCCUACUUUGAAGCGAUUGAGACUAAUUACGAUGAAAUGUGUUUCAGUUAUCAACAAAGUUGUUUUAAACCUCCCUAAUCUUGAAUACCUCUUUGUUGGUGGCAUCUUGUGCUCGCUUUUUGUGAUGGUAGAUUUGUCGUCUCUGGUUAAGGCAAGAGUCUCAUAUUUUGAAGUAAGAUUUAGCGAUAUGUUGGUUGAGCUUCUAAAAGGAAUAAGUGGAGCUAAAUCAAUUUCAUGGUCCACUUCAACUACUGAUAUACCAUUGGAUGCACCGCUGCCCAAAUUUCCUAAUUUGAAGCACUUGGAUUAUAAGGGUGGUCGUUUCUGGUCUGGAUGGCCAUUAAUCCCUCAAUUUCUUGAAAGCUCUUCAGAGUUGGAAGAUUUACGCAUUGAAGAGCUGGAUGAGUCUUGCUGGAUUGAGCCGCAGUCGGUUCCCACAUGUAUGCUAACAAACCUUAAAACCAUCGAACUUGCAAAAUGCAAGGGGAAUAAAUGCGAUGUACAGUUCAUGGAAUUCGUGUUGGGAAACGUGGAGGAUCCGAAGACGGUAACAAUCACGUGCGAACGCUUGCGUCAAAACGAAGAGAUGCGGUUUUGUGCAGAAUUGCUAAAGCUUCCAAGGGCUUCCAGGCAUUGUGAGAUUCAUUUUGUAGGGACUCGGUCUCGCACAAUAAUUUAGGGGCCUAUUUACGAAACAGUUACGCGGUAAACACCUAACCGGGUCACUUACUAUACUGGAUAGACAUGGCAAGGGGAGAGAAUCUUACCUGGUAAGAGUGAUGGCAGAGACUGGUAAAUUUGUUACAUAUGAUGCCGUUUUGAUGUAAUAGAAUCUUAUCCGAGUAAGGUAAGUAAAGUGUUAGUUUUGACAAUCUGAAUUCAAUGGUUACUUGUAGUUAUAUUUUCAUCA